ACCUCCUCAUGUUCGUUAUUUCCAUCCUGACUGUGGAGGGAUCAUGCGGCAUCUUGACAAUCUUACGGCAAGGAAGGCAGACCCCGUGGCUCUUUACUACAUCUAAGGGACUGAAAGCUCCCAUUGCUGAGCAAAGCCUGUGGCCUCCAGGAAGUCAAGGAGAAAUAUUCUAGAGGAAGUGGCUGCUCCCUAGCCUCGUCUGGAUGAACCAUCAUUGCUCAUGAGAAGCAGAAAUGGACCCUCAAGUAACCAACCAAUAAGAGUGGCUGUAUGCAAAUGCUGCAGGCUGGUGAAUGAUGUCACAGUUCCCUCCUCUGACUCAAUAAUGCCACCACCACUGAAAAGGCUGACUCCUGACCGUAGCUCUUCAGAGAGAAAAAUUCACCGCAAGCAGAGCACCUUCUAGAUUGUUCCUGGAGUGUGGAGACAGAAGUCUCUGCUAUCCAAGUUACUGAAUCCAGAAAAAAAAAAAUGACCUUAUGAACAUGGGAAAAGAAAUUCAGCUAAGGCCCAAGGCAAAUGUCUCUUCUUAUAUCCACUUUUUGCUGAAUUACAGGAACAAGUUCAAGGAGCAGCAGCCAAAUACCUACCUCAGCUUUAAAGAGUUCUCUAGAAAGUGUUCGGAAAAAUGGAGGUCCAUCUCAAAACAUGAAAAGGCCAAAUAUGAAGCCCUGGCCAAGCUCGACAAAGCCCGAUACCAGGAAGAGAUGAUGAAUUACGGUGGCAAGAAGAAGAAGAGGAGAAAGAGGGACCCCUACGCACCCAGACGGCCCCCAUCAUCUUUCUUGCUCUUCUGCCAAGACCACUAUGCCCAGCUGAAGAGGGAGAAUCCAAACUGGUCUGUAGUGCAGGUGGCAAAGGCCUCAGGGAAGAUGUGGUCGGCAACAGCAGGUGCUGAAAAGCAGCCAUAUGAACAAAGAGCAGCUCUCCUGAGAGCCAAGUACCAAGAGGACCUGGAAAUCUACCGUAAACAACGUAAGGCCAACACGGGCCACCAACGGUCAGCUAAGAACCAGCGAAGAGGGAAAAUGGAGUCGGACGAGGCUGACGGAUCCAAUUAGAAAUAAAAUGUCAUUCAACUGUA
Molecule: messenger RNA, 1084 nt
Organism: Neofelis nebulosa (Clouded leopard)
Lineage: Eukaryota; Metazoa; Chordata; Mammalia; Carnivora; Felidae
Gene: HMGB4
Product: high mobility group box 4
Exons: 1
Coding region: 480-1061 (193 amino acids)
Biological process (GO): regulation of transcription by RNA polymerase II
Molecular function (GO): DNA binding, bending
Source: RefSeq, a predicted model, not a curated record